Molecule: messenger RNA, 201 nt
Organism: Theileria annulata
Lineage: Eukaryota; Apicomplexa; Aconoidasida; Piroplasmida; Theileriidae
Exons: 2
Coding region: 1-201 (66 amino acids)
Source: RefSeq, a predicted model, not a curated record
AUGUCUACAGCGCCAGGGCUUUCAUUUGCCAACCUAACCUUACUUCUGGACGUCCCACAACUUCCAGCAAUCUUCGCUUCUAACUGCUUUCACAACUAUCGCACUCUUUCCAGAGAAUUUAAGUUCGUAACUAGCGGAAACGAUGACUUGGUGUACCCGUUCAAUAGAUGUAGGUUCCAUUCUGAUAAAAAUUUUCAGUGA